AUGAAGAGUACCUCAUCGGAGCGAACCAUUGAGGAGUUAAAGUCCAUCUUCAGCCGCUUUGGACUACCACAACAGCUCAUGAGUGAUAAUGGCCCACAACUGGUGUCGGAAGAGUUUGAGUUCUUCAUGAAAGCCAAUGGUAUUCAACACAUCAAGUCAGUGCCAUUUCAUCCUGCUACCAAAGGUCUUGCAGAGAGACUAGUAAAGAAACAAGCUCUAAAGUCCUCGCAAGAUCUGAGCUUUCUGUGCUUGAAGCCUUGCAGCUCGGGAGAAUGUGCUGACUCGGACACGAGAGCAAACGUGCAGGAAGGCAGUGUGACAUUGGACAGUUUGAAAGCUCUCCUGGGUGUGCUGACGACAUGUGCCCAGACAGAGAUGAAAAGGGUAGUUGGGGACAAUGCCACGUUGCCUUGCCACCAUCAAUUGUGGGCAGGCGAUGCCCCAACGCUGGACAUUGAGUGGCUGUUCCUCAAACCCACCAACAGGCAGAGGGUGGUGAUCACCUACUUUGCCGGAAAGGUGUAUGACCCCAACGAAGCAGAACGGGGCCGUGUGGCUUUUGCCGGAGAGUACUUAAAAGGGGACGCCUCGCUGCUGAUCACUGACUUGUCACUGGCAGACUCGGGGGAGUACAGCUGUAAAGUCAAGAAUGGUGGCAAGUACCACUGGAGCACCAUCAGUCUCAUAGUGCUGGUGAAGCCGUCCAAGCCACGGUGCUGGAUGGAGGGUAAACUCUUGGAGGGCGGCGAUGUGAAGAUGAGCUGCAAGUCUGCAGAUGGCUCAGAUCCCAUCCACUAUAAAUGGGAGAGGGUACUGGACAAGGGCAAAUAUGUUGGCAAGCUGCCCCCACUAGCUCUUAUAGAUUUGAAAAACCCAGAGAUUGUGACAUUGAAGAACUUGACCAAAGACAGUGUUGGUGUCUACAAAUGCACAGCCAGCAAUGACGUGGGAGAGGAGAGCUGCACGGUGGAGGUUAAGAUGCACUAUGUAAGAGGGAUGGGUGUGGUUGCAGGAGCUGUGGUGGGCGUGUCCUUUGGCGUCCUCCUCAUUAUCCUCAUCAUCUGGCUGGUGUUCCGCAAAAAGGAAAUGAAGAAAUACGAGGAGGAAGAAACUCCAAAUGAAAUCAGGGAGGAUGCAGAGGCACCCAAGUCUAAGCUGGUGAAGCCCAACUCUCUGUCUUCAUCCCGCUCUGGCAGCUCUCGCUCUGGCACCUCCUCCACCCAGUCCAUGGUGCAUAACAUGGCCUCCAGGGGGCAACGGGCUUGUGUGCCUGCUGUGGCAGCCCUCAAGGAGAACUGCCAAACAAACAAGUUCCACCAACCUCCACCAGCCUAUACCCAGGGGGUUGCCAAGACCCUCGAACCCCACACGCCACCCACCUCCACUUCUACCUCCAACUCGAAGCCUAGCCCACCACCCAAGCUAAGCCCUGGGAACCUGGCCCGUAUGGGGGCCACCCCUGUAAUGAUCCCUGCCCAAACCAAGGCCUUCCAGACUGUGUAA
Messenger RNA from Lampris incognitus (smalleye Pacific opah), 1503 nucleotides. Its product is annotated as CXADR-like membrane protein. Gene Ontology annotation, molecular function: nucleic acid binding. Bases 1 to 1503 code for a protein of 500 amino acids. Lineage: Eukaryota; Metazoa; Chordata; Actinopteri; Lampriformes; Lampridae. The transcript has 8 exons. Gene Ontology annotation, cellular component: membrane; cell surface; cytoplasmic microtubule. The record is from RefSeq and is a predicted model, not a curated record. Gene Ontology annotation, biological process: DNA integration.